AUGUCUCUGGCUUUUGACGAAUACGGCCGCCCCUUCCUGCUGGUCAAGGAGCAAGGGCAGAAGGAGCGGGUGACGGGGGUGGAGGCGCAGAAGUCCAACAUCCUUGCCGCCAUAAGUGUUUCCAACGUCCUGAAGACGAGUCUAGGACCCCGUGGGAUGGACAAGAUUCUAGUGACGCAGGACAACGACGUUGUCGUCACCAACGAUGGCGCAACGAUUGUGGAUCUCAUGGACAUUGAUAAUGAAAUUGGGCAGCUCAUGGUCGAACUCAGCAAGUCGCAAGACUCUGAGAUUGGUGAUGGCACGACAGGGGUUGUCUGCUUUGCCGGCGCCCUUUUGGAACAGGCUAUGGGGUUGCUCGACAAGGGCAUUCACAGCUCCCGCAUAUCCGAGGGGUUUGAGAAGGCCUGCGAAGUGGCAUGCAAACGACUUGAGGAGAUUGCAGAGACGGUGCCUGUUAGCCGCGAGGAGUACAAUUAUCUAUUCCAGACCGCCCGCUCAACGCUCAACUCAAAGGUUGUGAAUCGGGACCGGGACCGGUUGGCAAAGAUCUGCGUGGAUGCCGUGCUUUCAGUGGCGGACAUGGAGCGUCGCGACGUGAAUCUGGAUUUGAUUAAGGUGGAGGGAAAAGUGGGGGGCUGCCUUGAAGACACUUGCUUAGUCAAUGGCAUUGUGCUUGAUAAGGACUUCUCUCACCCUCAGAUGCCGAAGAAGUUAAAGAACCCAAAGAUUGCCAUCUUAACCUGCCCUUUUGAGCCACCAAAGCCCAAGACGAAGCACACGGUUCACAUCUCCAGCGCAGAGCAUAUGACAGAAAUACACGCCCAGGAGCAGGAAUACUUCCGAAAGCAGGUACGACUUUGUAAGGAGGCCGGGGCCGAACUUGUUAUUUGUCAAUGGGGUUUUGACGACGAGGCAAACUACCUUCUCUUCCGCAACGAUCUCCCUGCAGUGCGCUGGGUUGGUGGUGUAGAAUUGGAGAUGAUUGCCAUCGCCACGGGAGGACGCAUUAUCCCCCGUUUUGAAGACAUAAGUGCGGCAAAGCUUGGAACGUGUGGCGUUGUGCGGGAGGUUGGUUUUGGCACUACGAAGGAUCGCAUGAUAUUCAUUGAAGAUUGCCCGAACAGCAGGGCGGUAACUCUUUUAAUUCGUGGUGGAAACAAAAUGAUGAUUGAGGAGGCGAAGCGGUCUCUUCACGAUGCGUUGUGCAUGGUGCGGAACUUGGUUCGUGAUAACCGUGUCGUGUACGGUGGAGGUUCAGCGGAAAUUGCCGCUUCUUUGGCAGUGUUGAACUACGCAGACACCAUCUCCACUGUGGACCAGUACGCCAUUCGGAGGUUUGCUGAUGCGCUGGAAUAUAUUCCUGUCAACUUAGCUCUCAACAGCGGUCUCGACCCGAUUAGGGCCCUUUCAAUGGCCCGCAUUGCACACGUGGAUGGGAAGAAUCCGUACGCCGGCGUGGACUGCAUGGACUGUGGCACAAUUGACAUGAAGCAGCAACAGGUGUUUGAAACCCUUCAGGGUAAGUGCUCUCAGCUGCGCCUCGCCACACAGGUGGUGAAGAUGAUUCUAAAGGUCGAUGAUGUCAUCCUUACGUACCCGGAGGAGGGGCAGUAG
Trypanosoma rangeli is the source of this 1617-nucleotide messenger RNA. Its product is annotated as T-complex protein 1 subunit epsilon. Gene Ontology annotation, cellular component: chaperonin-containing T-complex. The transcript has a single exon. Gene Ontology annotation, biological process: protein folding. Gene Ontology annotation, molecular function: ATP binding; ATP hydrolysis activity; ATP-dependent protein folding chaperone. Lineage: Eukaryota; Euglenozoa; Kinetoplastea; Trypanosomatida; Trypanosomatidae. The coding region runs from base 1 to 1617 and encodes 538 amino acids. The record is from RefSeq and is a predicted model, not a curated record.